This is a messenger RNA of Manduca sexta (tobacco hornworm), 1957 nucleotides long. Its product is annotated as oxysterol-binding protein 1-like. Gene Ontology annotation, cellular component: intracellular membrane-bounded organelle; membrane; cytosol. The annotation marks the transcript as partial. The record is from RefSeq and is a predicted model, not a curated record. Gene Ontology annotation, molecular function: sterol binding. Lineage: Eukaryota; Metazoa; Arthropoda; Insecta; Lepidoptera; Sphingidae. The transcript is spliced from 4 exons.
UGUUAUCUUUAUCAUUACAGAACGAACAAACCGUUCAACCCACUGCUUGGUGAAACGUAUGAAUGUGAUCGCAUGUCAGAUCUGGGCUGGCGUUCGAUAUCUGAACAGGUGUCGCAUCACCCGCCCAUGGUGGCGCAGUUCACCGAGGGCCAGGCCGGCUGGCAAUGUUGGCAGGAGUUCACCAUGACCACCAAGUUCAGGGGCAAAUACCUGCAAAUCAUACCGCUGGGUGGCGCGUCCGCCAUGUUCGUUAGCUCCGGCAACAAAUACACCUGGAGGAAGGUAACGACGACGGUGCACAAUAUAAUUGUGGGGAAGCUGUGGGUGGACAAUCACGGAGACAUGGACAUCGUGGGCGAGGCGGGGCCCGCCGCGGGGUAUGUGGCGCAUCUUAAGUACCUGCCCUACGGGUACUUCAGCAAGGAUACGCAGAGGAAGGUCACCGGCGUCGUCAAGGACCCGCAGGGUGUGCCGCGCUACGUGUUGCAGGGCCACUGGGACAGCCGCGUGGAGGUGGCGCCCGUGACCAGCACGUCGCCCGACAACACCGUGUGCAAGACGGGCAAGUUCACGGUGGCGUGGGAGCGCGUCCCCGCCCCGCCCGACUCCGACAAGUGGUACAACUUCACGCUCCUCGCCGCGCAGCUCAACGAGCCCGAGCCCGGCGUCGCGCCCACCGACUCGCGUCUGCGGCCCGACCAGCGCCUCAUGGAGGAGGGGCUGUGGGACGAGGCCAACGCGGAGAAGCUGCGGCUCGAGGGAGAAGCAGCUGGCGCGCGGCGGCAGCUGGAGAGCGGCGGCAGGCGGCGGCGGCGCGCGGCGCGGCGGCCCCGCACGGGCCCGCGCCGCUCUGGUUCACGCGCGACGCGCGCACCGCGCUCCUCCGCGCACCCGCAGCUGCGCCACGUCUACAACCACCGCUACUGGGACUGCAAGCGGCGCCAGGACUGGACGGGCUGCCCGGACAUUUUCUAGCCGCCGCCCGCCGACCGCGGGCCCCGUGUUCCGCUUACGGUUCGCGACGCCGGUCUCGCGUUUUAAUUCUCUCAUUCCACGAUGACCGAGAUCGUACAGCGGUGAGUCGACGUUGUUCCGUAUGGUUCCACCGUCGACGUGUACAUAUUUAUUUGUGGAUCGUCCGUCGCGUUCUCACAGUGUCGGCGAACCGUCGUGGCCUAAAGAUAGCUAAGUUUUAGUUUAACGCGUUCGAGUGCCGUAAUAGUUCGGUUGUUGAUCGUUCCGAUGCGAACGACCCGUCGACGGAUCGAUCGCCCGACCUCGGCGACGAGCUCGAACGGCUCGCUGUGACCUUACGGACUUUCUGACUCGCGUUUAAAAAUCACGAGCGCUUCUGUAGUCUCGAGAGAGUGAAAGAAAGUGUGUGUGUAUGGUUGAAGACUACGGGUGAGGUGUAGUGAUUUCGAUUUGAUCGCAUGAUAAAGCUUCCUUAUAAAAUAGUUUAUAUUACGAGCGCUGCGUGCCCGCCGGCGCGGACCACGUCGUGAACGGUGCCGGCCGCGGCUGACACGGAAUCAAUAUUGUGACAGGUGCUUCUAAUAAUCAGAUUUCAAUUUCAAUUUUGUCACGCUAUUAAUCUCUAAAAAUGAAAUAUAUAGUGGGCAUUAAAGGUAAGCCAUUUACGUCCCUUUAGGAGCUGUAAAGUCGUAAUGUAUCUUUAAUGCCUUGAAGUAGAGCAAUAGAGCGUUAUCUUGUAAGUGUUAUAAGUGAAGACAAGUCGGUAUCAGCCCGCGCUCGACUCGCACAGCACCCGCGCCCUGCGCUUGAUAUCCACUUGUACAGCUCUAGGAUAUUUUGUAAGGUCUAUUACAAAUUGUACAUUUUCAAAUGGAUGUAAGAUAAUUUGUUAAUAUUUUUAUUAUAAUAGAAUGAUAUUUGAAUACAAAGCCAUAACAUCUGUAUCAUGUUGAUUAUGAAAAUAAAAUAUAAUGUCACGGUA